Molecule: messenger RNA, 1650 nt
Organism: Parnassius mnemosyne (clouded apollo)
Lineage: Eukaryota; Metazoa; Arthropoda; Insecta; Lepidoptera; Papilionidae
Source: the annotation of a GenBank genome assembly
AUGAAUGAUAAAAAGAAAAACUUAAAACUUAAAUGGUGUGUGGAUUGGUUACAAAAACAAAAUGAACAAGAACCGAAGAAGUUGUCUUUACAAAAUAAAAACGAUAUUCAGUUUAUUAUCCAAACCAACACCGACAGGAAAAACUUUCUUCUAGCGGCAGCUGAAGACGAAGCAACGGUGCCGCCUGGAGUUGAUGAGGCAGAAAUUGAACCAAAACAUGUGCCUGUCCAUCGACUGCGUGUGGAGGAUUUGUGCUUAGAAUGCGAAUGGCAUUCAUGCCGAUGGAAAUUUUCAAACUAUGAACUAUUCCAGAAACAUGUUACUGAUCAUAUUUCUGACCUCCAUGUUAUCAAAAAAGAAAAAAAUGAGAAUUAUGUCUGCAUGUGGGAUGUAUGUGGGCACAUAACAUCCGACUUCAAUGAGAUGUGCCGCCACAUAAACUAUCACGCAUAUCAUGCAAAGCUCCUGGCAAUCGGUUACAACGGUCGGGCUACACUUAAUUUGGCACGAUGUAAAAAGGAUUCAAGUAAAAGAAAUCAGUUGCCGCCAUCAAUAAGUGAACAUCGUUGUUUGUGGGUUGAUUGCGAAUUCACAUUUAAUUCUAUGCAGGCAUUUCUUGAUCACGUCAAAAGUCAUGUGAACAUUUCAGAAGAAGGAAGGCUUUGUUCGUGGGCGGGUUGUGGUGCCACUUUUACCCGUCGCACUUUUCUAACAACACAUGUACGUUCUCAUACGGGGGAGCGUGUGAUAGCCUGUUACCAUUGUGGCCAGCAUUUCGCCAGUAACAGGAAACUCUGCGACCAUUUGAGGAGGCAGAAUGUGAACCCGCAGACGAGCUACCACUGUGAUUUCUGCGGCGCGGGCUUCGCGACCGCGUACCUGGAGCGGGAGCACUCGCGGCAGCACGUGUCGAUGUACGCGUGCAGCCUGUGCGACAUGUCGGCGCCCUCCCUCGCCGCGCUCGCGCUGCACGUGCGCUACCGGCACCUGGGCGCGCACGCACACACGCACCCCUGCCCGCACUGCGCAUACCGAGCAGUAACAAAAUGUGAUUUACGUAAACACAUUCUAACGCACACCCGCAAAAAGAAAAAACUGAGAAAGAUGGAAAUUAAAAAUGAGGAAGGUGUCAGCGAUAGAGAAUUAUCAGAGGAGAAUUCAGACGAGGAAGUGGUAAAGAAGCCAAAGAUUUCGAGGAAGUAUGCGUGCCACAUGUGCCCGGAGAAGGAAAUGAAGAUAUUUUCAAGAGGUACACGGUUGACCACGCAUCUCGUCAAAGUCCAUGGCGCCCAGUGGCCUUUUGGAUACAGUCGGUUUAGAUAUCAGAUAAGUGAAGAUGGUAUGUACAGACUCACAACCACCAGAAUCGAGGACCUGGAGGUUUCCAAAAAGAUCGUCGACGGUUACAGCGGACCGAAGAACACGCUUACAAACACCUUCGAGUUCGAUGUAAAGCAAAUAGCCGAGCCGACGGAAUCCACGCCCACACAUUUUAUGAUCACAAUGAAGAGUAAUGAUGUAGAGAAUGUCAAAAUUGAGCAGAAGGAGGAGAAAGAUGACAAUUCUGUGGAAAUAACCAUGUGCGACGUGGACGAACAUGGCAACAUUAUCAACUCUGAAGUUAUUAAGUCUGACGUCAUGUAUACCUAA